Molecule: messenger RNA, 498 nt
Organism: Lentinula edodes (shiitake mushroom)
Lineage: Eukaryota; Fungi; Basidiomycota; Agaricomycetes; Agaricales; Omphalotaceae
Exons: 3
Coding region: 1-498 (165 amino acids)
Molecular function (GO): metallopeptidase activity; zinc ion binding
Source: RefSeq, a predicted model, not a curated record
AUGCCUACUACCCCGGCACAGGCUGAGAGGAUGCAGAAGAUUCUGAAAUGUGGGGAAGCUCGGUGGUAUAUGGAUCUCAUCCCACCCAGCAAAACUAACUCCGGAGUCUCAUUUACCCGUGCAAUGCAGGUCACAUCGAAAUUUAUAGAUAACCCACAUCGAGCAUUUAGCUUUGUUAUACAAAAGAUUCGAUUGCGGUUCUAUCAGUUUUCUUUGGUUGAUCCUUCGUCUCCUGCUGCUCAGAAAUAUGCGGCGGAGGCAGCGGACUGGGUCAUCGGUGGUGGAAGUGGUAUGGUCGUGGGUAGGAUGAAGUUUUGUCGAGAUGUGUUCCGUGCAGUGUUCAAAGUGAACAAGGAUCUUGCUGUAAAUGCGUUUCAAAAGGAGAAGAAUUCGUUUCACCCCAUUGCGAGGAAGUUGAUUGAGAAAGUGAAUCGCGUCUCGUCACCACAGUUCAAUAGUGACAAUGCACCUGCACAGGAUCUCAAACUUUCAAGCUGA